Messenger RNA from Culicoides brevitarsis, 868 nucleotides. Its product is annotated as 1-acyl-sn-glycerol-3-phosphate acyltransferase beta-like. The transcript is spliced from 2 exons. Lineage: Eukaryota; Metazoa; Arthropoda; Insecta; Diptera; Ceratopogonidae. Bases 158 to 868 code for a protein of 236 amino acids. Gene Ontology annotation, biological process: phosphatidic acid biosynthetic process. The record is from RefSeq and is a predicted model, not a curated record. Gene Ontology annotation, cellular component: endoplasmic reticulum; membrane. Gene Ontology annotation, molecular function: 1-acylglycerol-3-phosphate O-acyltransferase activity.
UGUUUUUUCACUCUACUUUGUGAUUCUCGUGCUUUAUAACUUUUCUCCAUUAGGCACGACAAUUCACUUUUACUUAUGGAAAGCCACAAUUCUGUAUGGGAUAGUCUUCGUUCCGGGCAUUCUUUCGCCAAUUUUUCUACUUCGCCCGUUCAACGUCAUGAAUGCACGACUCGCAGCAUGGUUCAUUCGUAAAAUUAGUUAUUUAACGGGAGUAACGUGGGAGAUACGAGGCGCAAAUAUCGCUGGAAUGGAUCAAGGCACUGUGAUUUGUUGCAAUCAUCAAUCUGAUAUGGAUAUUUUUGGACAAUUCAAUCUUUGGACAACUUUUAAAAAGAUGACAGCUAUUGCCAAGAAGGAGCUUUUUUAUGUCUUACCUUUUGGACCGGCAGCUUGGUUAUGUGGCUUGCGAUAUAUCGACAGAAGUAGCUCCAAAAAGGCAUUUGAAACACUAUUGAGUGUUACAAAAUUGAUGACUGAUGAGAAGACAAAGAUCUGGAUAUAUCCCGAAGGAACUCGAAACUGCAAAGGAGGAUUUUUGCCAUUCAAGAAGGGAGCCUUUGUGAUGGCUAUUGAAGCGCAAGUUCCCGUUAUGCCGGUAGUUAUUGCACCUUACUAUUACAUGGAUGAGACUCAGAGGAAAGUUUUCUAUGAAAAAAAACACAAUAUUGUAUCAAUACUCGAUCCGAUUUCCACAAAAGGUCUCACACAAGCUGAUGUUGAAGACCUGAAAGAGAAAACUCAAGCACUGAUGUUCAAAGAAUACGAAAAACUGAGAGAAGAAGUUACCCUAAGAUCUAAAGAUCCAAAUUGGCUGAACAAAAGUCGUCCCAGAUUGACGUUAACUAAUCGAAAGUUUAAAAAACCUUGA